AUGGAGGGCCAGACAAGCUGCUUGAUUCUUGCACUGCUGUGUUUCCUUCACCUGACCUCCUCUAGUAUUGAAACCUCCAGUGUCGCCGAAGAGAACCCGGCAAAGGAAAUGAUUCGAGUCGGGCUAGUUUUCAGCAUGAGCUCAUCCAUGGGGAAGGUGGUGGAGAACUGUAUAUCCAUGGCGCACUCCGAUUUCUACGGCGCGCACCCCAACUACCGCACCCAAUUGUCACUUCUCAUCAGAGAUCCAAAGGACGACGCCGUCGAUGCGGCAUCAGCAGUUGUAGACUUGAUGGAGAAUGACCAAGUCCAUGCAAUCCUGGGCCCAGAAAGGUCCUCACAAGCUAAAUUUGUAAUCGACUUAGGAGCUAAAGCUCGAGUCCCAAUCAUAUCCUUCUCAGCUACAAGCCCAUCCCUUUCUCCCAUGCGAAGCCAUUAUUUCGUUCGGACAGCCUACGAUGACAGUUCACAAGUUGGUGCUUUAGCGGCUGUAGUUCAAGCUUAUGGUUGGAGGGAAAUAACCCUUGUUUACGAAGACACUGACUAUGGCAACGGCUUGGUUCCAUACCUUGUCGACGCUUUCCAAGAGGUCGAUGCUCAGAUCUCUUAUAGAAGCGUUAUUCCUCCAUCUGCGAAGGAUGUGGACAUCCAGAAAGAGCUCAAUAAGUUGUUGACGAUGCAGACAAGAGUGUUUCUUGUUCACAUGACCGCUGUGAUCGGGUCUAGGUUCUUUGUUCUAGCGAGUAAUGCGGGAGUGAUGAGCGAGGAGUUUGCGUGGAUUGUCACUGAUGGUUUGUCGUCUUCACUAGACCCUGUCAGCUCUAAUGUUAUGAACUCGAUGCGAGGUGUACUAGGCGUAAGGCCCCAUCUACCACCUUCGGAGUCUCGUAGAGAUUUCAAAGAGAGAUGGACGAAGCUUCGUGCAGAGAUAAAUUCACACAACGAGAAUGCGGAUCUCAGCCUCUUCGGCUUAUGGGCAUACGACACAGUCACGGCAUUAGCCUUAGCAGGAGAGAGAGCAUGGGAUCCUGCACUGUCUAGAUACUUAAAGCCGAAUACCAGCAGAAAUAAUCUCAACUUUUCGUCUAUGGGGAUUUCGGAGAUGGGCCCGAAAUUGCUCGACAACAUUCUAAGCAUCAACUUUCAAGGCCUUAGCGGAGAAUUUAACUUGCGCGAUGGCGAACUUCAUCCCACUGCAUUCGAAAUCUUUAACGUUGUAGGACAGACGGAGAAAAUCAUCGGAUAUUGGACUUCGGCACAAGGACUUUCACCUGAAUUGAACUCAUCAACAAAGGUAGAUUAUACAGCUUCAGCCAUAAAUUUGAAAGCCCCUAUUUGGCCAGGACAUACACGAAAGCCACCGAAAGGUUGGGUGAUGCCGAUAUUAGGAAAGAAACUAAAGAUCGGGGUUCCAAAGAAAGACGGCUUUAGUGAGUUUUUCAAAAUCGAAUGGGAUCCCCAUACGGGUGUUCCUUGCUACUCAGGAUUCGUCCAAGACAUGUUUCUCGCGGUACUGCAAGCAUUACCUUUCGCUGUUCCUUACCGAUAUGUACCUUUUGUGAAUGAGAGCAGGCAAAGUGCAGGAACUUAUGAUGAUAUGCUGUAUAAAAUUAAACUUCAGGAAUUCGAAGCUGUUGUAGGAGACACGACUAUCGUCGCGGAUCGCUCGACCUACGUCGAUUUCACACUUCCCUACUCAGAAUCCGGUGUAGCAAUGGUAGUCGCCAUUAAGGAUGACGAGCGGAGGAACAUUGGUGUGGCUGCUCGAACAUCGUACGAAUGA
Messenger RNA from Rhodamnia argentea, 1782 nucleotides. RefSeq names its product glutamate receptor 2.2-like. The coding region runs from base 1 to 1782 and encodes 593 amino acids. NCBI's taxonomy places the organism in Eukaryota, Viridiplantae, Streptophyta, Magnoliopsida, Myrtales, Myrtaceae. The record is from RefSeq and is a predicted model, not a curated record. The transcript has 4 exons.